GUUUUAUUCCGCGGCGAACCUAUGACCACACUCACUCGCCGUUCGAAUCUUUGAAUCGAAUCAUCAAAGCAAGUUAUCCAUUUGAAAAUCAACGGAGACUGCAGAAAUCGACAGGUCUUUCACUGACGUGGCAGUUUUUAAAUAAUUGACCGAGCACCAUGUCACUGGACGAGUCAUUCAACAAAGCCGCUGAGGACGUAAAGGAUCUAGUCAGUGCACCAGGUGAUGCUGAUCUUCUCGAACUUUACGCCCUCUUCAAACAGGCGACAGUCGGCGACUGCAACACGACUCGACCCGGAAUGUUGGAUUUCAAAGGCAAAGCAAAAUGGGACUCUUGGAAUGGAAAAAAGGGAAUGAGUCAGGACGAAGCGAAGACCCAAUACAUCGCUAAGGUCGCCAGUCUCAUCCAGUCAAUCGGAAAGAAGUAAAAUUAAAUUUGAAAAACGGUCUAACGAAAACAUCACAGUGUGAAUGUGAUACACAAGUAAUCGCGCAAAUAUGCCAACACAAAUGGCCUUCAUGUGACCGGAAUUGAUCGCCUAAAAUAACGAAAGAAUGUAAACAAUUAUCACUGCAUAAUUACUGCCCGGUGCUAUUUUGAAUUAAAUUAUCUAUACAUUUUAUAACUAUUUACUGAAUUUCUACAGUAAUUAGAUGAAUGUUAUGUGCAACUAUAGUUCUUAAAGUUUCAGAGUUGCUGCAUUAACGAUUGAAUUUUUGUUUUUGCAGCUGUUGAGGACAUGAAUUAAAUAAAACAUAGUUUCUUGAAUAAAA
Messenger RNA from Diachasma alloeum, 774 nucleotides. RefSeq names its product putative acyl-CoA-binding protein (gene Acbp1). The transcript is spliced from 4 exons. Gene Ontology annotation, molecular function: fatty-acyl-CoA binding. Bases 159 to 428 code for a protein of 89 amino acids. The record is from RefSeq and is a predicted model, not a curated record. NCBI's taxonomy places the organism in Eukaryota, Metazoa, Arthropoda, Insecta, Hymenoptera, Braconidae. Gene Ontology annotation, biological process: fatty acid metabolic process.